Cynoglossus semilaevis (tongue sole) is the source of this 6951-nucleotide messenger RNA. RefSeq names its product hedgehog-interacting protein-like. The transcript is spliced from 5 exons. Bases 174 to 902 code for a protein of 242 amino acids. NCBI's taxonomy places the organism in Eukaryota, Metazoa, Chordata, Actinopteri, Pleuronectiformes, Cynoglossidae. The record is from RefSeq and is a predicted model, not a curated record.
AAUUCGUGCUGGUUCUGGCCAUCGCGGUGAAUGUGUGGGAAUGUGGAGAUGCAAAAUUCGGAGAGAGGGGAGAAAUCAGCCCCAGGAGGAGACGAUGUUACGACGGCAGCUUUCCCAAGCGGCUGAAGAAGAGGGAGAGAAAAGUGCUGCUUGACGGCAGCAGCCUCAGCAGUAUGAGCAGCAGUGGAGACGUUUGCCACAGGUUGUACCCCCGUGUGUCCUGCUGCCCCACCAGGAGAGCCGCCUUCCAGAUCCUGCACCGCAGGGAUGCCAGGGUUUUCUCCACCAACAACACCGAAUGUGGACGUCUGCUGGAGGAGAUCAAGUGUGCUCGCUGCUCCCCCAACGCCCAGGUGUUGUUCCACUCCUCGGACGUGGAUAAGAUGCCACACAGGGAGCCAGACUUGCCGCGGCUCUGCCAGGACUUCUGCCGAGAGUUCUACUACACCUGCAGGGGGCACAUACCAGAGCUGUUUCAGGCCGAUGUGGACGAGUUCUGCCAAUACUAUGGGAGGAGGGACGGCGGUCCGUGCUUUCCAGAUUUUCAACGAAAGCAUCCGUUAGGCCAAGAUUCCAACUAUUUGGGAGAUGAAAAAAUGGAAGAUAUCAGCAGGAAACACAAACACAACUGCUACUGUGCCCAGGAGGUGCUGAGCGGUCUGAGGCAGCCCGUCGCCGUGGUGCAUUGUGGGGACGGAUCUCAGCGACUCUUUGUCCUGGAGAGAGAGGGCAUUGUCCGAAUACUGAACCCUGACCUUGAGUUUAUUAAGGAGCCCUUCCUGGACAUCCACAAGCUGGUGCAGAGUGGUCUGAAGGUAGGAAUGUGUCUGACAUUUGGAGGAGAAUUUUUUUUUUUUUUUCUGAUGCUCGGGGAGCCUCAGCUGCUCCUGUCUUUACAUUAGGAGCGGCUGAGCCAAGUGUGAAUGUGUGAGGAACAUCUGCAGCCAACACAAAUCCCUUGUUAGGGGUGUCUGCUGGCUAUUAGCAUUCAUUUAUAUAAUUAUACCAAAACAUUUAACUCUGUAAUUAUACCAAACCAGCAGUCAUUUAUCAAACGCCAUCGCAGCUAAUCAUUAUGUCAUUAUCUCCCAGUUAACUGUGUGCAGCGCUCCAUUGUGCUUCUUGUCAAUUUUCUGUUCAUUUUCAUAAGUUGGUUAACAGCUUUCUGGACGCCGUCCAUAUUGUUCUUCCAGAGUGUCUUAAAGUCAGUGCUGACUAACUCCGCAGCCUCGGGGUGACAGUUUAACAGCUGUCUCUCAGUCUGAAAUUGCAACCUGGUCUUAAAUCUGUAUUCACUUUGGCAAAAACAGUUUUUUUUUUAUUUGAUGUCUGUGUCUUGUUCUUUCUUUUUACUGUGGAAUAGCACGUUGUGUAACGUGCAGCAUAUGGAGACGUGAGCCAAAUGGACUGAUUAGUCUGUGUGAUGGCAGGAAGCAGCACUGCUGCAGCGUUAGCUUUGACUGCUGGUCCUCCUCUACAUGACACAGUGUGAGGGGCAACUCAACAUGUGUUCUGCUUUUGUUUGGUUUUGUAGCCAAUUUGACAAAAAUAAACACAGGCAACGGCGUUCGGGGAAUUUUAAAAAAACAAACAAACAUAUUUUUCUCCUUUAACCGGAUUUUUCUGCCUGUUGUGGAUAAAGAAAAAAAAAGAAAAAAUAUUUUUAUUUAUCAAUGUGGAUUUCAUUUCUAGUGCUAGUCCUUAAAUUAUAUCAUUUAUGAGAAAUGGAAACAUCGCAGUGUGACGUUGUAAUCGGCCUUUCUUGGAACAUCUGGUAAAUCUGUCAUUUAAACCGCAGUAAAGUUUUUUUUCAGUUUUAUACGUUUUCCAUCAUUUUUUAAAACUCACUUAAGGAAACAAAUGUUUUCCGUAGAUCAGGGGUGUCAAAGUCAUUUUCACCAGAGGGAGUGGGGGGGCACAUCAGCAAUACGGUUCCCGUUGAAGGGAAGACUGUAACUACUUCAUACUUCAAUUGAUUAUUAUUUAUUAAAGUUACUAAUAUUGCACAUCGCUGUGUUAUAAAAAUAAUAAUUUCAGGUUGAGAACUUCAGCAGCAUGGACUUUAGGGCCACAGAAAAUGACUUGGCGGGCCACAUUUGCCCCACGGGCCUUAAGUUUGGCACAUGUGCUGUAGAUGAUUACAUAUACAUACAGUGUAAUUCAGCGACGUAGUUCCAUCAUCAUCUUAGAUUUGUUUGUAUUUUUGUUUUUUAAAGAAAUGCUUGAAGAAUGAGAAUGAGCUUAGAUUGCACAGGGAGAUGGGACAAAUGGGAUGUUUAGGAGGCACACUUCCAGACAGGAAGUUUAUCUGUCAUGCGUGCCUCCUGCUCCUCCACUGACAGGGCCGCUUCGCUUACACGGAGUCAAACAGAGCAUUUGAAUAUCCAACUGCCACUCGCAGGAUGCUCCUCUUCCCCAUCUGCUCUGCCUCCCUAUCUGCAUUCAAUCCAGACUGGAUGCAGAUAAAGUAAUCAUGACAAUUAGACGUGUCUUAAUCCCCCUCGGGCCUCAGGAGUCCUAUUCUGUGAUGUUGGCUCCCAGAAGGAGCGGGUGGAUGGGAGCAGGGGAGGGCCGAGGUGUUUACUGGCAGCAUCAACAGGAUGGAGAUGCCUUUAUACAGAGAGAGGAAUCCAGGCACCCGGGAGACAGGGCAGAUAAGAGGUUUAUCAUCAGCCACAUGCACAUGCUUUGAUUGUAAUGUUCUGUGUUUCCUCCUGCUCUUCUGUCCACCUCCUUCCCCGGAUUCCCUGGAUGCCAAUUAAACUGAAUUGCACCGAGACAAUGCUGCGUUGCGGUGGUGUGGGCUCCGAGGUGCUCUGUGGGUGUUCUUCUUCAACUGAAAUCCAAUAUCAGUACUUGUGCUGUGCACAAUCCUCCUCCUCCAGCAGUGAGUGUGUUGUACGCAGCUGGCACUUCAGCGAGGACAGGUUGCACACGACUCCUAUUACCUGUGUUUACGCUCACAAACGUUUUUCAACGAUGCAGAGGAACUCACUGCAUGUUUGGAGUGACCUCAUUCGCAGGUUCUUUCAAGGAAAAAAAAAACAGUUUGAAUAGUUUUAACCCAAUAUAAGUCACGUCCCUGCAGUGCUGCUCAUAUAGAUGUUAGGACUGUCGGACUAUUGAAACCUCUGAUCUGAUUAAUCACAGGUUAGCUGUUAUGUUUAAUAUAAUUAUUUAGAGGUUUAUUUAGGAAAGUUUGAUUCAAUCAACUUUCCUAAAUAAACUUCUUUUUCCCCUUGUAUAUUAAUGGAACAGAAUAACAGAUAACAACAGGCAGAUGUAUGUGUUUGACUCAACCAUUUGCUAGUGGAUUAUUAUCAGUCCUGUGCAUCUGGACGGUGGUUACUUUAGGUGAAGCCCAAGAAAACGUCCUACCAACAGUGUGUGUAAAUGACAGCAUGUAUCAGUUGUGUAUUGGAUUAAUGAUGAAAGUGGUUGGAUGGUGGAAUUAUUGGAUUAAUUUGUCAACUUAAUUGUCGCGGUUAACAUGUUUAUUUCGACAGCCCUAAUUUAAUACUAAUUAGUGGUAGAUAGUCAUAAACUAGUGAUCCCACUUUUACAAGCAAGUGCUCUUUUAUUAGGGAUCAUAUGGCUUUGGUUUUCUAUGAAUGAUAUACACUACUCAAUCAGUCAAUGCACUUCACUGUGCUACAGUGUGUGGUCUAACGCGUCACUGUAACUGUGUCUUAUCCACACAUUGAAACAACAUAUUUCUAACCACUGACUUGUGUCAACAUAACAGCAGUAACAGAAACCACCAACAAAUAUUUCUUCCGUUAAAUGAAAUAAAUCAAAGCCUUUCUUUCCUCCUCUGUAGAACCAUGAACUGACGGCGUCAUCGGAGACUCGUUUUUUUUCACAGCCAAAAAUGCGUAGCUUUACCUCCAAUUACCGUCUAUUUAUUCUGAUUAGAAACUGGGCUGAGGUCAGACUUGUGUUAAUCUCAGUAUUACCGCCUGACAGCUGCUGUCGACUGGAAACAUUUGAAACCUCGCUGUGGUAUAGAUUUAUCUCAUGAUCGUAAGCCCAGAAAUAAAAAAAAACAACAACAAAAAAACAUUAUUUAUCCACACAAGAACAUAUAUUUUGGAAUAAUAAUCGCCUCUUAAAUCACUUAUAUGUGUCUGUUGUGUUUAGCCCUCUAUCAAAACGUGUACAGGUUAAGAUGGAAACUUUGACUGAUGUCUUUAAUGUAAUGAAUUAUAAAUGUGUUACUUCAACCACAAAGGAUCAUGAAUCAUCUUCUGAGCCCUCGCUCUGAAGAUGGAUUACUGCGGAUCUCUGGGAGGAUUACCGUUUCACUGGAUUCCUGUGUUCUCGCUGUAGGAUUUAUGUAUUAACAGGUGGAGUUGGAGAAAAGUGAUAUUUUACUUUGUAGUUCUCCACACAGUAGAGAGUUGGUGGUAGAAGUGUGGGUCAUUACUCAUCGUUUCACGAAGGGCUUUGAGGAGCUUCGGCUUUGAGGACAUUUAGAGCGCGCGUCAUUGGCUGAAGUCACUCGCUACAUAGAGGUGUAAAGUGAAUUUUUGGAAAUUUUUUGGAAAAGUUUGGCUGGCCCGAUUAAAAAGCGGCAUCUUAGGCAUCUUAGUUUGCCCAUGCCUGUAUUAGAACAAUGAAGAAUUUAAAGAAAACAUCAGACUUUUCUAGCUCUAUCUUUUUUUUGUUUUUCUUUAAACAAAAAGGAACAUUAUUUUAGUCCUGCUGACCUGCAGAAAAAAACUCCAGACUAACAGUCAGGAUUGUAGUUCCAUAGUGUAGUGGUGAGCAGAGAGUCCGGGGUUUGAUUCCCAGAGGAGCCACAUAUCCCUAAUGGCGCCUCCCGUGUGGUGGACGGUGAGUUGCAACCACGUAUCUUAUGGCGCCGCCUGUGUCAGUCGCAAAGACUCACAUUGUAAAUUUCAAAUGAGGAACUCAAGUAUUAUUAUUACAUAGAGAGACGUUUUGGUCAGAGGUUUUUGCCUUGUUGAUUAUAAAUACUACAUUGGUAAUAACUUCUGUAUAAACUUACGACUCCUUUUAUUAGAAGUUACCAGAACAGAUUUAGAAGGGGAAAAAAAAUAGAGACAAAUGUGUUUUUGUACUUGAUCAGAAAAGAGAAACCAGAGACAGUACAGAGGACAGGACAGGACUCUUGGACUACAUCUUCAGAGUAUCUGUCCGCUGAAUCUUCUGGCAGCACCUGCACUUUGAUUGUGUUCGUCCUUCUGAGAGACGUACGUUCUUUUGUUUGACAUCUGUCUGAUUAAAGUGUCGGACUCUUCUGACUUUGGUGCUCUGCUCCUUUGGCUUCUGCCGUGGAAGCUGGUCAUUAGCGAGGAAGCUAAUGUUUCAGACCACCGUAUACCUUGGUGGUCUUCCUUUGGCUCCUAAUCAAAGCCGCUUUUAAACUGCGGUUUUCGACCAACUCCCUGUGGUGGGUUUUUUUGGGGCGUGUGGGUCACUGCACCCUCAUACGGACCAUAUGGAUCCACUGGUGGUGGGUUACGGGGAGAAUCUGUCUUGGUUAGAUGAAAGUGAACGGCCACCUCCGCUCCCAGCUAACGUGCAGCUGUAUGUUGUCCCACGUUCACAUAGCUCUGUGUUUUAUGUGACUUCAAUCGUCUGACUUUUAGGAGUACUCGUAAAUAUCCUUCAUAGAACCUCGGCCUUUUGGGAAUAAGAUUUAUUUGUCAACUUUCACAACAUUUCACUUUAUCUUCAGAUUUAUAGACCCCCUGUGCUUGUCAUGACGUUGCUCAUUGGUGCAUUCCUCCGCACGGAGUCAUCAUCUUUUUUCUGCAUCCACAUAUGGCCUGUGUCACUGCCAUGUUUUGACAAGGCUGAGUUCAACCAAACACAAUUAUUAAAUCGCACACAACAAUGUGUUUUUGGAGAGGUUCUAACAGAAUACUAGGGAUUCUUAACUUGAGUACUCUCUGAUACCGAGUAUCAUCACCAAUACUUGUCCAAUGGGUUUCAAUAAAUAUUACUAAAGACUAGUGUUAUGUAGGUCACCCGACUCCAAGGAGGAAAAUGUUUACAACUACCUUAGAAUCAGCUUUUUUUUUUGUUAAAUUGAUCUUAUUGUAACAGAAAAAAACCCUUACAGUGAGUCUCCCACCUGUCAUUGUCCGUGAUGUUGUGAACCGGUUGUAGUGAAAAGCUGUUCAGGUUGUUUGAUCAAGUGUUGACACCUGUUCAGAUACUGACUCUGUAACCCACAAACUGAUUUUUUACAAUCACCUUUUCAGUUUUGAAGCAACAAAAAUGCGACACAAUUAUUCAAUUUUUUUUUUCUCAAGUACUACAUCAAUCAUCUGAAUGAAUUGGUAUCAUCUGCAAAGAGAGGGAGUUUUUUCUUUCUUUACACCUGAGCCCAGCGUUCAAUUCAUUUGUGAAUAAGAAAUAGUGCAGCAGUCAGAGUUCAGCAGAAAUAAAGGAUGGCCGGAAUGGUCUGCUUGUCUAGGGAGUGAAACGCUAGAGCUGAUUAUUACAGCUAACUAUGAUGGGAGGACCACCAAGGUAGUGACAACUGAUGUAGCUGCCUCCAGGGUGAGACAAAGGUUUACAUAUUACACAAGCAAUUUAGAUGUUUUCUAAACAUGUUGCCAAGACAGUGGGAGUUGGCAGCUUCUCCCUUGUUUAGGUUUCCUUUUUUUUUUUACUCGGCUCCCCCUGCGACCCACCCCCCCACCCCUCCGCAGCCCUGAAUUUUGCAGAGAUUUCGUGUAAAGCGGGGAGAGAGAGCGAGGACAAGGAGCAAAAAGCACGGACUUAAGUACUCUGCACUUUUGUGCUCUCUAUGAACUGUGAGUGAGCUAAUAAAUUCUUUCAGCCACUCCGCGUUGCAUUCACGAAUAUCCCCCAAAGAUUACACACACAAAUCACUGGACAAUGGAGGCCACCGGGAGGGCCGGGGCGUCACAGGGCCCCCCGACCCUGAGGACAAGCACACAUAACCAGGCUGAA